This is a messenger RNA of Hemisphaericaspora subhashii, 765 nucleotides long. RefSeq lists its product as uncharacterized. The transcript has a single exon. The record is from RefSeq and is a predicted model, not a curated record. Bases 1 to 765 code for a protein of 254 amino acids. Lineage: Eukaryota; Fungi; Ascomycota; Pichiomycetes; Serinales; Debaryomycetaceae.
AUGAGAGUACUCUUUAUCCUAAGCUUCAUUGCUUGCUUAAUUGAAGCAUUUCCAUUCCAAUUCCAAGGAUUACGGUCAAAUGAUUUAACCUCUUUAUUAUUCACCCGAGACCAAGAUUCAUUAAGAGAUAGACUUAUCAAAUUAGGUCCAGAUGAUUAUAAAUUAGUUUCCGAGAAUGAGAAAUUGAAGUUAAAAAGAGAAGGUAUCAAUUUUAUUGAUGUCACUAACCAAAUCCCAAUUCCUGUUGAUUUUGCCGUUGAAGAAGGGAUAAUUACAAAACCUAAUCCUCCUGCUUCGUUUCUCCAAGAAUUGUUAUUGAUGGGAGCUAAACAACUCGAAUUCUUGAAAAAGCCAGUUCCAGUUUAUAAAUUCCCAAAGGAAGUUAAAUAUAAUGAAGAAGUUUCAAAAUUGUUCAAGGGGAUAGAUACUGACUUAAUGUUGAAAAACUUGGGGAAAUUCUCAUCUUUCUUUACAAGAUAUUAUAAAUCCCAAUAUGGGGUUGAUAGUGCUGAUUGGCUAUUCGAUGAGAUUUCAUCUAUAAUCAAACCAGUAAAUGAUAAAGUUAAUAUUACAAAAAUUCGUCACAAUGGUUGGGACCAAUAUUCAAUUAUCGUAUCAAUCCCAGGGAAAGUCACUGAUAAAGUAGUCAUUGGAGCUCAUCAAGAUUCAAUGAACUUGUUAUUCCCCAAUUUAUUAAAAGCACCAGGUGCAGAUGAUGAUGGGUCAGGUACAGUUACCACUUUGGAAGCCCAAUCUGAGUAUUAA